AGUGCCGACUCGGGUUGUGUAUUCCCUCUGACAAGCAGCUAUGGGAUUAGCAAAAUAGUUCAGAGAUGUGUCUAUCUCCUUGGUCACCUGUGAAAACUCUCUCCAUUGACCCCUUCUAUCACUGAGAUGGUGUUGUGGGAUUUGUAUGACACCUUCUUACAGGAGAAUGUUGACAAAUGUGGCGUUGAGUAGAGCUGGAAAACCAACUUGAGCUAACUCGCUAGUACGUUAGCAGGCUCGGCUCGACGACAUAAUAGGCUGCUGUGCUUCUGGGAACACGGUGUGCUCGUCGUGUCGGAUCAAACCAGCGCUAAUCGAGGAUAGUGUCGCUGAUUUCAGGUCGUAUCUUAGGUGUGCUCUGUUUUAUACCACUGCCGUUGUGGUGUAAUCAUCUGACCUGACCGCAGGAUGGAGUGAUACUAGCUUACUUGCUAGCAAGCGAGCAACAUAGCCAGUCCCCGGUGUGUUUGCAGUGUUAGCAGAGCACUGCUCUCAUUGCGUUGGCUAAAAAUACACACCGCUUGUCCCAUGCUCAGUGCGCCUCCAAAAGUGGUGGGCUAGACCAAAUUGGAGUUGUCUUCGGGUUUUCUGGUCACCUUGCUCGAAGUUUGGCACUCUACAUGGUCGCUACAGUGAAUUUAAGACGCCUGGAAGAGCGAGUCAGACUCCGAGGUUGUGAGCUCUGUUGGCCUGAUCUAACGUCACAUUGUAUCGGCUGGUGGCCUUCGGGUCUCCAAGUGAACCAAACUCGGCUUUCGAUGAUCGGUGGCCCAAUAUCAUUUGAGCCCAAUGGCCCUGUUCUGUAAUUAGUGGUACUAUAACGAGCCUUGGUCCAGCCCAGGGUUGCAAGACUGAAACUUUGUGAAGGUCAGAGAAAACCGCUUUGUGUCUGCUGUUAACUGUCUGAGACUGGCGAGGCAGACUUCAUCUGUCAGGAACACAGCACCAUGUCAGAGGAUAACAACGCAGACAAGUUCAUCAAGGAGACGUCCAUUCUAGACGAGUACAACAUAAACUGGACCCAGAAAUUGGGAGCCGGCAUCAGUGGACCUGUCAGAGUUUGUGUGAAGAAGUCCUCUCAGGAACGCCUGGCCCUGAAGAUCCUCAUUGAUCGCCCAAAGGCCAGGAAUGAGGUGCGUCUCCAUAUGAUGUGUGCCAACCACCCAAACAUAGUGCAAAUCCUGGAGGUUUACGCCAAUAGUGUCCAGUUCCCGCAUGAGUCCAGCCCGAGAGCGAGGCUCCUAAUUGUUAUGGAGAUGAUGGAGGGUGGCGAGCUGUUCCACAGAAUCAGUCAGCAUAGGCACUUUACUGAAAAAAUGGCCAGCCAGGUCACUAAACAGAUCAGUCAAGCCUUGGAACAUUGUCACUCCCUAAAUAUUGCACAUCGCGACCUGAAGCCAGAGAACCUGCUCUUUAAGGAUAACUCUCUGGAUGCACCUGUGAAGCUGUGUGACUUUGGCUUUGCCAAAAUUGAUCAAGGAGACUUGAUGACCCCUCAGUUCACUCCCUACUACGUAGCACCUCAGGUACUUGAGGCUCAAAGAAGACACCAGAAGGAAAAGUCUGGAAUUAUACCUACCUCACCCACUCCUUAUACAUAUAACAAGAGCUGUGAUUUGUGGUCUCUCGGUGUGAUCAUCUACGUGAUGCUGUGUGGCUAUCCCCCGUUCUACUCAAAGCACCACAGUCGCACCAUCCCAAAGGACAUGAGGAAGAAGAUCAUGACGGGCAGCUUUGACUUCCCUGAAGAUGAGUGGAGCCAGAUCUCUGAGAUGGCCAAGGACAUCGUACGCAAGCUGUUGAAGGUGAAGCCAGAGGAGAGACUGACUAUCGAGGGAGUCCUGGCUCACCCUUGGCUCAACUGCACUGAAGCCCUCGACAACGUGCUGCCCUCCGCCCAGAUGAUGAUGGACAAGGCGGUAGUCGCAGGUAUCCAGCAGGCUCAUGCAGAGCAGCUGGCCAACAUGAGAAUUCAGGAUCUGAACGUCAGCCUGAAGCCUCUAAACUCUGUCAACAACCCAAUCCUCAGGAAGCGGAAACUACUAGGCCCCAAGCCCAGUGACGGUUUCUUCAUUCAUGACCCAGAGAACGGAGGGGAAGACUCCAACGUUGCGCUGGAAAAAUUACGAGACGUCAUUGCACAGUGUAUUCUACCACAAGCUGGAGAGAACGAGGACGAAAAGCUGAACGAAGUGAUGUAUGAAGCCUGGAGGUUCAACAGAGACUGUAAGCAGCUGAGAGAUGGCCUGCAGGGGCUCAGCUGGGACGGACGAUCUUUCUCUGAUAAAGUCGACCGCUUGAAGUUGGCUGAAAUAGUGAAACAGGCCAUCGAAGAGAAGACGAAUCUUGAAGAAUCUCAUUAGCAAGCGCUGUCUUUCUAUCUUCUUUUAUAUUGUUUAUUAUGACCCUUUUUAACCCAUAUCUGUAAAGAGGCUUUUUUAUGUAAAAUGAUGUGCUAUUUUUUUUUUUUUUUUCAUGAAUCCACUUGCAAGACCUAAUGUACAGCUGUAGAUAUAUUUCAAAGAGGACUCAUUGGUACUAUAAUUUUUUUUAAAUGGACACUUGCAAAGAACAUUGAAAAAAACAACUAUAUUUUCAUUUUUGCAAAAAGAGAAAAGAAGAGAAAAAAAAUCAGUUAAAGAAAUUAUUUUCUGGGAGAGAAUUUUUAUUCGCUGUUUGUCCAAGGCGUCACGUGUUUUAUCCCAGUUAUAUCAUUUUAUUCAGUUUUAUUUUUCUUUUAACCAUCCUAAGAAUUUUAUUUAUUUAAACAAAGAAUUCCAUUAUUUUAUACCUUACUUGUAGCCUGGCAGUGGGCUCUAAAGUCGAGAGAAGCUGUCUACGAUGUGACUUUGUUCUUCCACACGCACUCUGAUUCUCAGACUGUGUUUAAAUUAUACGAAUCUUUGUUUUUGUGUAACUUUCCCUUGACCUUUGUUGUGUUGAGGUCAAGCCGAGUGGAAAUGGAGGUAAGAAAGUGUCGUGAAAUGGACAAAUGCAGCCCCAAAUUAUUUUUUUCACAACCCAUUUUUUUUAGACUGGUUGAAGAAAGUAGAUCAAAACAGACUCGGUAGGAAAGAACACUAUUGCUUGUUUAUAUCAAUGUUUUCUGACAAAGAAAAAAAAUAUCCUAAGGUCCACAUGCUUUUUUUUAAGCUUUUAAAGGAACACUUAUGACUCAAAAUGGCCUUUAUUAUAUCAGUUAUUCAUUGCGUCUUACUUUGAAUUCUUAAAGAAGACAUUGUUAUACUUGUUGAAGUAAAACAGAGUUACAAAGUAACACAGGCGGAGUAAUUGAUAUGCAAAUGGUAAUUUUGGGUGGACAAAUACUCCUCUUAUGGCUUUCUUUAGAAUAUGACGUUUUUUCACGAGGUUAAGACUUCAAACAAUUUCCAAGGUCAAGAACGAACUUUCAGGCUCAACAAAAUCCACGUAGGAGUUCAACUCACACACAUGAAGUGAUUAUACUGUUUGUCAGCCCCUAAAGUAUGUGUCUGGCAAGUUAAAUGAAGUUGUUGUUUUUUCUCGAGAGGUUUUUUAAUGUCUUCCCAUUUCUGAUGUGAUUUAAGAGGUCUUAAGUUCAGUCUCUGGCGCCACCUGAGCUGCUUUGACGAAAAGUUGUAUCUACUGGAAUUCAGACCAUAGUCAGUUAAUAUUUCAGUCCUUUUUAAAGCGAGUGGGCUUACUACUUGAGCCAACAGAAACACAGAAACACUGGGCAUUUUGGUGCAAUGCUGUUGACUCCUUUAUGCCAGAAAAGAUUAGUACAGAAGAAGAUUUUCAGCAUCCAUAAAAACCUGCAGUGCUACUGAAUGUGCAAUACAGUAAUAAUUUAACCAUUUAUUCAUAGUGCAUGCACGUACAGGGUAGUGAGAUAUGAUGUAUCAAUCUGUUAGUAUUACUGUCUUCAUUUCAAUGGUCUGAAUACCAGCAAGUGCUCCCUCUCUUUGCUCUUGCUCCUCCUUUAGUUGUAAAUAAUACGUCACUGAUUAGCCAGAGUGAAAUUUCCAUGUUGAGUGAACAGAAAGGGGCUGACGGAGGAAAGUGCACAUUCUUUUGUUCAGUUCUUUUGUUGUUUUGCCUGAUUAUUUCGUCAAUAUUGUUUUAGUUUGUUUAAAUUUCUGAAAUUCCCCUUUGGUCAGGUCUUCUAUACGGAACAUAUUUUCAUGUCAAGAUUACAGCAUUAACCACAUGUUGACCUUAAUGAAACAAUUUGUGUCUAUUCUGAGUUAUUAGAAAACACUGGUCCAAUAUGUUGUUGUUGUCCAGUGAUAAACUUUUAUCACUAAAGGAUCAGUGUGUUCCUUUAUAGGUGGAUACAACUCACCUAUGUCUUACACGUAAGAAACCAGUUAAAAAGGUUGUUUUUUGUUUUGGAGUCACAGUGACAGUGAUUAUAUUUAGGCUGAUGGUUUCUUUUAAAUGCCAUUUGCAACUGAAAUGAAGGAAAAAAAUAUCAGAUUUGGCUUAAAAAAUAUAUAAUUUGAGCAAAGGCAAUCAUAACUAGCAUGAUUCUGAGAGAUCGUUUUGACUGAUCAUUGUUCAUUAUACAGUCUCCCUUAAACGCUUAAUAAUACGAGCCUGUGUUUUAAAAGGCCUUACUAUUUCAUGGCUAAGUUUUACAUUCAGUGUGCCUUGUUGAAGGGGUAGCAUAUUCAUCCUAUACUGCUCUUAUCAGUAAAAAUGAAUUACAGGAUGAAACUCAGAAUCGUUUUAAUUAGUGAUUGAUAUUUGUCCUUUUGGCUGUGAUUUGCUUGUUUUCAUGUAAUGAAAUGAAGGCUUUCAUUCCACAAAUGUAUUGGUUUGGCAACAUUUUGUUUGGUUGAUUUUAUAUUCGGGGAAUUGUGUCCUUUUUUUGUUUUGGACCGGUGUUUCAUGAUAACCCCUUAUUUCAUUGUCACGGACACAUUAAAAGAGUAGUUCAGCUCAGCAUUUUGGGAACUAUGCUUAUUUGCUUUCUUGCCAUGAGUUAGCAUUAACAUUAGCUUGCCUAUAUGGCAACAGUUAGUAGCAGUAACAGUUAGCUUAGCUUAACAUAAAAGACUGCAAAAGGACUGGCCUGGUGACAUAGGCUGCCCACCAGCACCUUUACAGCACAGCAAUCAACACAUCUUUUUUUUUUUUUUUAAAUCCAUACAGAAAUCCACUAUUCAUACCAUUUAUUUAAAUGGAAAAAAACCUUCAAUAUUAGUAAUUUAACCAGGCACAGUUUCUCCACUAGUUGCACAUAACCCUCUUUAAAGUUUUGUUUCUUUUUAUACUUUGCUUUUGUACAUGAUAAACAAAACAAGAUUAACUCAUGAUGAAAAUUCAUCAAUCUUCUCAUCUCCUCCACAAAGCGAAUUAAGCAUAUUCUCCUAAAAUGUCUGACUUUUACUUUAAUGUGCAGCAGUCCUGUUUGUUCUUAUGGUUUAAUGUUGGAUCACACAUCAAUCAUACAGUGUUGCAGAAUCAGAAGAGCUUUUUCACUAAAAAUGGAACCCAAUGCUGCCGUUUUGUUUUACUUUGAUCAUUUCUGUGUGGAUGUGUGACAGUAUGUAGGCUAAUUAAUUUUCGUGUGUGUGUGAUUCAGUAUGCUGAACUUUGUAUUACUGGAGGCCUAUGAAUGAAUCAGAGCGGCUUCCUUUAAACCUCCUCCUCCCCCAUCCACGAAUAACAGAAUUUAUAUCCCCUGCUUACUUGAGUGAGCAUUAUUAUCGUUGAAGGGUUGUGUAUUUAUAAGCAUUUUGUACUGUAAAGUUGAGGCAUGUAUGUUGAUAUUGAAACUCUUAACAAUGAAACACCCAAGGGAAAAAUCCAGUCAUGCUCAGACACCAUUUACCUGCUGUUUGCUGCCCAGUCUGGCUCAGUGUUACUAAAAAUCCCAGAGGGGCAGUCGGAUUUGAAGAUGCUACCUCCCUGCCCUGCAUCCUCGUACGGAGUAGUUGCUGCUGCAGGAUGCCCUCAGACUGACAUUUACCUUUAGACAUAUUUCACAAAUACUUGACAGCUUCCACUUCCUCUCUCUUAACUCCUCAGUGAAGAGACAAGAUUUCUCAUUCCUACUGUACAUGACUGAGAGGAUAAAUAACUUUGUCCUUUUUUAAAAACACCAGCUCAUAAAUGACCUGAAAGGCAGAAAUGGUUUAGUCAGCACUUACCACUCUUGAUAAAUACCAGUUGCUUCCGUUCCCUCUGCUGUAUGCGUACACAUAAAGUACGGAGAAGUGGAUUUUACUUUAUUUUGAGCCAUUUUCCAGCCUGUUUAUGCUGAUAAGUCCAGAAGAAAUGUUGAGGAAAGGAAAUCAAAGUUCAGACCCUUUUCUCUGCUUUAACAGUCUGUUUCCCUUUUUCCCCCUCUGGUCUGGCAGUUAUGUAGCAUGUACCUGAACCCCUCAUGAAAGACUUGCUGUAUUUCUGUCUGCACAUCUAUUUUUUGCUCUUUCUGUCUUCUUUGGAACAUCAACAUGCUGACUUUGUAAUAAAGGAAUUCUUUGACUUUUGAACGUA
Centropristis striata (black sea bass) is the source of this 6486-nucleotide messenger RNA. It is a transcript of the gene mapkapk5, whose product is annotated as MAPK activated protein kinase 5. Bases 948 to 2363 code for a protein of 471 amino acids. Lineage: Eukaryota; Metazoa; Chordata; Actinopteri; Perciformes; Serranidae. The record is from RefSeq and is a predicted model, not a curated record. The transcript is spliced from 14 exons. Gene Ontology annotation, biological process: Ras protein signal transduction; protein autophosphorylation; negative regulation of TOR signaling. Gene Ontology annotation, cellular component: cytoplasm; nucleus. Gene Ontology annotation, molecular function: mitogen-activated protein kinase binding; ATP binding; calcium-dependent protein serine/threonine kinase activity.